GUAUGACGUCAGCGCGUCGUCCGGCCCAAUGUUUACAUCGUGGAGCGGUGUCCCUGAUCCCGACGAAAAUUUAAAGAACAAUACUGACGACUAACCAAACCGAUCGGCAUCACCAUAAGGCGAGAUGGGCGGAGCAGUGAGCGCCGGAGAGGACAACGACGAGUUGAUUGACAACCUGAAGGAGGCCUACUACAUCCGCUCGUGCCUGGUGGAGCGGGCCUUCCGAGCCAUUGACCGCGCCGACUACUACCUUGAUGAGUACCGGGAGAACGCAUACAAGGAUCUAGCGUGGCGGCACGGGAACAUCCACCUGUCGGCUCCAUGCAUCUACUCGGAGGUGAUGGAGGCCCUGGAUCUGUACCCUGGGCUCUCCUUCCUCAACUUGGGCAGUGGGACGGGCUACCUCAGCACCAUGGUGGGCCUGAUACUGGGGCCAUUCGGGGUCAACCACGGGGUGGAGCUCCACGCUGACGUGAUCGAGUACGCCUACCAGAAGCUGGACAACUUCAUCAAAACCAGCGACAGCUUCGACAAGUUUGAGUUCUGCGAGCCGUGCUUCGUGGCGGGGAACUGCCUGGAGAUCCCCCCCCACAGCCGUCAGUACGACCGGGUGUACUGCGGGGCGGGGGUGCAGAAGGAGUACGAGAGCUACAUGAAGAAUGUGCUCAAGGUGGGGGGGGUCCUGGUGCUGCCUCUGGAGGAGAAGCUGACCAAGAUCACCCGGACGGGCCCCAACAGCUGGGAGACCAAGAAGAUCAUCUCGGUGUCCUUCGCUCCUCUGGUCCUUCCCAAAUACAACAACAACGGCAAGCCCAAGGCCGUGCCCUUACCCGUGCUGGAGGUCCGCUCCCUGCAGGAGCUGGCCCGCAUCUCCAUCCGCCACGCCCUCCGCGUGACCCGGGACGGGCGGGGGGCGGGGGGGGGGCCGGCGCGCGGCCGCGGCUCCUCCUUCAGCGUGGGCCGGGGCCUGGCGGUGGCCGGACUCCACAAGUACGGGCCCCGCUUCAAGCGGCGCCGCGUCCACCGCCGCCACAGCAACAGCCUGGCGCCCGGCGGGCGGGCGGCGGCGCAGUCGGGCUCCGCCCCCCCCGACGGCAACAACAACAACGCCCACCACCGCCGAGCCAGGGAGCGAGGGGCCACGGAGGAGGAGGAGGACGACGACGACCGGGAGGCCCGGCGGCGCCGGAGGGGGGGCCGCAGGGUGCUGAGGGGCGCGCCGGAGGAACCCGAGGCGGCCGAGGAGCCGGCCGAGGACGGGGACGAGCCGAGGGCCCGGGGGGAGACCCUACGGGCCGAGCCCGCCGUCAACGUGCUGAGGGAAAGGAUUCUGGGGCUGCCCCUGCCCGAGCCGCUCAAGAUGUAUCUGCUGUACUACCGGGAGAAGUGAGGCCAGGCGCUCAGGGCACGCACACAGCUAGGGCUCCACUCAGAGGGGGGGGGGGGGGGGGGGGCUGAGUGAUCCCACCCUCUCCCACUACAACCUGAACUAGGCAGGACUCUCUGAGCUGCUCUGAGUCGCUCCAAACACUCUUCCUCUGCAUCGGCCGUCUUCUCCCAUUCAUCGCCACCUUGUUCAAGUGCUUCUUCAUCUCAGUGGCCCCCCCCCAGAGACUCUUUCAGCCGAUGCUAGGUGGUACCCAAGCUUGCUAUGCAUGAUGAACAUUUCUGACGAUCAUUUCCUUUCAGAAAUCCGGGAAAGAUUUCUAAGUCGUAGCUUUUUUUUAAGAACAGCGCCAGAAACCCAAUGUAUGAAUAAAGCACAUUCAGUCAUUCUCCUCACAGGGAGUACCCCUCUCGGUGUUCCACCAAGGUGUCUGAUCUGCUAUUUAAUGCAUCGAUGCAUGGCAUGCACACCAUACCCAACGUUAACUACGAGCAAAUCAAUGGGGUCCACAGGUCAUGUGAGGGGAGCUCAGGGCUGCUUGCUACGGUUAGGUUGUUACAGGUUGGGCCUCCUGCUUCCUGACCAUGGCUGAGGGGGAGAGAUGGGACCAAGAAGCCAAAUUGAUUUGGCCUCUGACCCUGAUGUGUUUCUAUCAGAAUGCCGGGGUUCAGGAGUGUUUGAGAGAAGAACAAAGCAUCUUGGUUUCGGUCUUGUGAGCAACUUGUUGCAGAAGAACUUGAUUGCCAUGACAGGGGACGAGUCUAAGACUGAGUAAUUCUUCUCCGUAAUACCAGACUUGAAGCCAGAAGUGAUUUGUUAAGAUUAUGUUUGGUUUUAGGGAUGGAAAUCUAAAUAGAUCACACCCCAACUGUUUAAGAGAAUUAGUCAACAGAGCAUUUUUCGUAGUGUUGUCGUGUCCCUCUGAAGGAAAUGAACAUUUUUACGGCA
Messenger RNA from Gadus morhua (Atlantic cod), 2335 nucleotides. RefSeq names its product protein-L-isoaspartate (D-aspartate) O-methyltransferase domain containing 2b (gene pcmtd2b). Gene Ontology annotation, biological process: protein modification process. Gene Ontology annotation, molecular function: protein-L-isoaspartate (D-aspartate) O-methyltransferase activity. Gene Ontology annotation, cellular component: cytoplasm. NCBI's taxonomy places the organism in Eukaryota, Metazoa, Chordata, Actinopteri, Gadiformes, Gadidae. The record is from RefSeq and is a predicted model, not a curated record.